AUGGCCUCUCCAAAUGAAAUCGCAGAGCCAAUAGCUCAAGGUUUUUUUGCUACAGCCCGUCAAGCCUUCAAAGACCUCUUCAUUUGGAAACAGCGUGUGGAAGUCAUUAACGAGCAUGGAGAGUCCCAUGCCGAGUGGCAGGAUCCCGAGCCGAUCAAAAACCCCAUCAGCUUGAUGAUGCAGCUCUCAGCUCGGGACUGGCUCUUCUUCAUCGUGGGACUGACAGCAUGGACUGCUGAUGCCUUUGAUUUCCAUGCCCUCUCAAUCCAGACCCUCAAGCUGGCCAAGUACUAUGAUCGAACAAAGACUGAUAUUUCCACUGCCAUCACUUUGACCCUGCUCUUGCGAAGUGUGGGUGCUGCGUUCUUUGGACUGGCUGGUGACAAAUAUGGCCGCAAGUGGCCUAUGGUGAUUAACAUGAUCAUCCUGGGAGUUCUUCAAAUUGCCACCAUCUACAGCUCAACCUUCCAGCAGUUCCUGGCUGUGCGCAGUCUUUUUGGGCUCUUCAUGGGUGGUGUGUAUGGUAACGCUAUUGCAAUGGCACUGGAACAUUGCCCGGUGAAUGCAAGAGGACUCAUGUCUGGAAUCCUCCAGCAAGGGUACUCACUCGGGUACGUACUUGCUGCAUGUGCCAACCUUGGGGUUGGAGGAGGCACAGAGAGCUGGAAGACAGUGUUUUGGGCUGCUGCCGGUAUCUCCAUUGGAGUUGGCCUCAUCCGCAUGCUGUUCCCCGAGUCGAAGCAGUUCCUCGAAGCCAAAAAAGCAGGAAAGCGAACAAUGACCGCAGGCGAGUUCUGGCGCGAGACAAGAGGGAUGUUAGCAAAGGAAUGGCGCAUGUGUGUCUACUGUGUCAUCCUGAUGACCUGGUUCAACUAUUACUCCCACACAUCCCAAGACUCUUACACCACUUUUAUGCUUACCCAAAAGGAGCUCGAUAACUCGGGCGCAUCAAGAGCAUCCAUCUUGAUGAAGACCGGUGCCUGUGUGGGUGGAACCAUAAUCGGGUACUUGUCUCAGUUCUUUGGCCGACGCCGUGCCAUUAUCGUUGCCGCACUGCUCUCUGGGGUCUUGAUUCCGGCGUGGAUCCUCCCACACGGGGAGCGCGCCUUGAGUGCUACUGGAUUCUUCAUCCAGUUCUUCAUCCAGGGUGCCUGGGGAGUGAUUCCGAUCCACCUUAACGAGCUGUCGCCCCCAGCAUUCCGAUCGUCAUUCCCGGGACUAACAUACCAGCUUGGCAACAUGAUUUCGUCGCCGUCUGCUCAGAUUGUGAAUGCAGUCGCCGAGUCAACCUGGGUGACAUCAAGCUCGGGCCACCGGGUGUCGGCCUAUGGGCCUGUCAUGGGAGUUGCAACUGCUAUUAUUGCAACCGGGAUUAUCGUGACGACUGCGAUCGGCCCCGAGAAGCGUGGCCGUCGCUUCGAAAGUGUCAUGGCCGGGGUGGAUCAGCACAACCAGGACAAGGUUGCCGACUUGGAGGCUACUGGUGAUGAUAACAAGGCGAGGGAUGAGAUGGUUGAAAUGGCAGACCGCAAGGCUUGA
Messenger RNA from Penicillium alfredii, 1539 nucleotides. RefSeq names its product carboxylic acid transport protein. The transcript is spliced from 4 exons. The record is from RefSeq and is a predicted model, not a curated record. Gene Ontology annotation, molecular function: carboxylic acid transmembrane transporter activity. Gene Ontology annotation, biological process: transmembrane transport; carboxylic acid transport. Lineage: Eukaryota; Fungi; Ascomycota; Eurotiomycetes; Eurotiales; Aspergillaceae. Bases 1 to 1539 code for a protein of 512 amino acids. Gene Ontology annotation, cellular component: plasma membrane.